Molecule: messenger RNA, 5111 nt
Organism: Argiope bruennichi
Lineage: Eukaryota; Metazoa; Arthropoda; Arachnida; Araneae; Araneidae
Product: leucine-rich repeats and immunoglobulin-like domains protein 1
Exons: 7
Coding region: 1752-4277 (841 amino acids)
Cellular component (GO): extracellular matrix
Molecular function (GO): protein binding
Source: RefSeq, a predicted model, not a curated record
UCCAGUUGCGCGCUCUUCCUCUUCAGCCUGCAAACGAUUUCGGAGCCGUCAAGGAACGGCGUCGGCCCCACUUGAGUAGACCCUCUCUUACACGUGGCCAUGACACUUCACUAAUCAUUCCAUCAAGACACCGCUCUAUUGGUGCCUUGGCUAUCGCCAAAUUGAAUUCUGGCCUUUGGAAAACGUGUUAUGGUCAGUUAAGGUAUUAAACCGCUGCUGUUAGCCGUCUAAUAACGAUACUAUCAUCAAUUCGAUUCUUGUGAAAAGGAAGAAAUUGUUGUAAAGAACUGGAAGGCUUUUUCUUUUUCCUGAAAAGGAUGCAGUGAUUCUGGUAUUAUUAGAAGUUGAAGUUCAGAAUUCCUAUCAAAGGAUCUGGAAGAUCGAAAAGCUGUGAAUGUAAGAAAUAAUCGUCGUCAUAGGUUCUUCAGGAAAGAAGUUGUCGAAAAAAUAAGCGUGUUUGCAAAUCAAGCAAAUCUACUCUUUCAUUCUCAUUGAGAGUGUGUGACAAAGAUAUCUUCACCGUUGUUUUAACUCCUGAACUCUUAGAAGUCAACACUGAUAAAGACAAGACUCCAAUCUGUGGAAUUGUUACAGCAUAAAUUUGGUGGCAUCAUCAAUAUCUACAAAUCAAAGCUUCUGUUUGAAGAAUUCUUAAGAAUUCACCAAAUGAAUUGGAAUCCAAUGCCAGUAUAUGAAUCCUAAAUGUGACACAUUUUUUCCAAGGAGAAUCUGAACUCAAAACUAUCAUCUUUAGAAAAUCAUUUGUUCCAUCUGAUGACAGCUUUGUCAAAGUUAAAAAAAAACAUUAUUGAGGAGGAGAUUAGAAAGUGACAUUCAAGAUUUUACGAUAUCCGAAAGCAUUUUAAAUCAUUUGGAUGAGAAUAAAAGAAAAAAUUAACUAUCAAAAAUGGAAUUUUUUCUUCCAUUUGAAUCAAUGAAAAUAAACUGAGAUUUUCUUUUAAAAUAAUAUGGCAUUUGAAUCCUUUUAGAUUGGUGAAAUUAUCUACGUAAAGUAUCCUUUUAAAAAGCAAGAAGAUUACCAAGCCAUUUAUUUUCCAUUAAGAGAUUCUCUAAGUCAAAAGAAAACGACUGGCAAUGGCAACAGCGGUAUCAUUUGCAUAGCAUUUAAAGUAACCAAUAACAUUCUAGAAAAUGGUUGGUAAAUAAUUCCGAUUCCUCUCCCCCACCUCUGCGUCCGGACAGUAAUUAAUGAGUCGACCCUUCCGGCAUCAUAAAAGCAAGCAGCCGGAAGCAGUUCUGCCAAUGUCAAGAAGAAAGAGGAGUUCGAUUUUAUUUUGUUACUCUCAAAUAAAAAGAUCUUGUAGCUUCCGGUUACGAGUGUGAUAGAGUUUUUCCGGAUGUAGUCUCUUGGAGCUCAUUCACAUUUCACGCAUUUCCUGGAAGUAAAUUGGGUCUGGAGUGAGCGUCCCCAUCUCGAGUCAAUCAGCUGAACAUUGAAAAAAACGAACACGUGGUUGCUGCUCUGAUUUUUAACGGUGCUAAAAACCAAUGUGUAAAAAUGUGGCUUUGUGGAUAUGCAUAACAAUCCACUGAAUAAUGACUUGAAGGAAUUAACUUUCGAAUCGUUUUAAAACCCUAUUUUACGUUUGGAAGCCUUGAUUUGAUGCAACAUUUUUACAUAUUUGUGUCCAAAGAAAGAUUCUGAGAACUGUACUGCUAUAUUCGUUAAGGUAGAAAAAUGAUUCUACUUCAUUCUUUUCUAUAUCAUCAAAUAGAGGCAAUUCGUUGGUAUGAAUAGCUGUCAGAUUCCGAUCAAAAUGUUGCCUGCAUUCUUUACCUUAAUCUUGUUCUUACUUAUUAACUUUUCUGGAACAUCAUUUGUGUGUCCCAGUUCGUGCUACUGCGAUGACAAGGGAGAAUACGUCAGCUGCGUCGGAGAUGGCCUUUGGCGUUUUCCAGAGGACAUUCCAAAUUCAACUAUUCGUCUCGAACUCAGGAACUAUUUAGUGAAUGAGUUGUUACCCCAAGACCUGUGUGAUCUGGUGGUACUUGAAGAGUUAAAACUGCAGCAGUCUCAUAUAGAGAUAGUGGACAAUGCAACUUUUUCGUCAAACACAAAACUUGAAGGACUUGAUCUCAGUCAGAACUCUCUCACGAGUCUAAGUUCCUCGAUUUUCACAGAUUUGUCUCGCUUACGACAUCUUGAUUUAUCAUCCAAUUUCAUUGAAUUCAUGGAAGGAGCCUUUAUCGACUUGUUGAAUUUGGAACAACUCAACUUGAGGGACAAUCGGUUGCCACAGUUGACAACUCGUAGUUUCGUAGGUCUCCAUAAGAUUCAAUAUCUGAAUCUCGAUGCUAACAACAUUUCAACUAUAGAAGUAGGUACGUUUCAGUAUCUAACAAACUUAGCCCACCUCAUCAUCAGCAACAAUCCUUUGACAACACUCUCCAGGUUAGACUUUUUUGGAUCGAGACUUCAGUACAUCGAUAUUUCCCACGUAGGUUUAGAUCGAGUUCCACAGAGCUUAACAAAAUUUGUUCGUGAUCUGCGACUGGCAAAGAACAACCUAACCCAUAUAAGUGCUGGCGACUUUGAUAGUUAUCCUUAUUUGGGCCUGUUGGUGCUCGAUGACAACUGUGUAAGUGAAAUAGAAAAUGAUGCUUUAGGAAGACAAGAAUACCUCAUGAGGUUGUGGCUGAAUGGCAACUGUCUCACAAAAGUUCCACCAAAUCUUCCACCAAGUCUUCUUGCAUUAUACAUGGAAGAGAAUAAGUUAACCAGUCUAACCAGUUUUAGCUUCAAAGGUUUGGUGCAUUUAGAGCAACUGUUCUUGCAACGAAAUGAAAUCCAAGAUCUUUUCCCUUGUGCAUUCUGUGACUUGGUCAAUCUGAAGAGUUUGGAUCUCCAGGCAAAUCAAAUCGAAAAUUUGACAGCUGGUGUUUUCUCAAACUUAACUCAGCUGGAAACUUUAGAUCUUUCUCAGAACAACCUGAAAAUAAUGGACGCUCGAUGCUUCGACGGUUUAGCGAGAUUGAUUACAUUACAGAUGUCAAGAGUGCAUUCUUCUGUUCAAAUGGAUGAAGCAAUGUUUGAUCCACUACACAAUUUACAAACAUUGGAAGUAUACGACAGCUCACUUUUGGUUCAUACAAUUUUGAAUUCCACUCGAAUGCUGCAUGGAUUAAGAAAAGUGCAAGAAUUGAAUAUAAUGCAUAAUCGAAUAGUGAAACUGAGAGCAGAUUUUUCAUCAUUUUUCCCUUCUUUGAAACUUAUUAAAAUGAGUGGCAACCUCUGGAAUUGCGAUCAAGACAUUAAAUGGUUAGUGAAUUGGAUUAAACAAUCAAAUGUGCAAUUCUACAGCAGUUUUAACAUACGAUGUGCCAGUCCUGAAUCAGUGGUAUUUAAGCCUUUAAUGAUGUUAACAGAUGGAGACUUUACGACUGAGAGCACUUCUGUUUACACAUCAGAAGCUACAACUUCGUCUUCAACCACACAACUCAUCGAAACUCCUACUUUGGUUGAACAUGUAUCCAUUGUCUUUAAAAAUAUAUCUUCUGUUUCUCUUUCCGUGUCUACUUCUAGUGAAAGUAGCAGUGCAUCUACUACUGAGGAAAUAGCAUCAUCAACCGAACAAACUACACAUGAUAAAAAGAUUUCUGAUAAUUCAAAGUCGACUACACCUUAUAUGCAUCCUUCUUCGGAACCAACUAACAACGAUACUGUUUAUAAUGCAACGCCAUCAAGCGUAACAUCGACUUCUGUACUCACAACUAAGCAACAAGUUAUAACAACAAAUAUCCCAACCAAGAUUUCGAUAAGUACAGAGGAUACCUUGAAGCAGUCCCCAUCCCUAACAUCUCCGGCGGCACGAAAAUCCUUCAAUGUGACUGCUUUUGCCAGAAGAUCGAAUAGCAGUUUCACUCACACUUAUUCCUUGCUUUCUCAACAAGGGAUGAAAAUUAAUAAGGAUCCGCGUACUGACCGCGUCUUCUUCAUUUUUUUCGGAACUGUUGCUGCAUUGUUGCUUUUUUGUGCUCUCGGUGCUCUAAUAAUAUGCAAAUGUCGCCAUCCAUACCAACCAGUGAAACAGAGAAGAAGUAGCAUCUCAUACUAUCCUCAAAAGGACGAAGUAUCCAUAGUAACUCUCACCGAAGGUACGAUUGGAUUGCGAACGAAUUCACACCAUGGAUUGGGAAAUAAACUCUAUUACAUCAUGGAAAAUGACACACCAAACCCAGACAGAGAUACACCUUCAGAUUCCCAGCUGCAAGAACUCUUGCCACAAUCUCCUACAGAACAAAAUCGGCUGUACUGAGAUGGAAUGUACCACAUCAAGAGGUGCUUAAAUGUGAAGGGGGGAAACAUUUUCCCAUCAGUCAGUUUAAGUGUGCUGUGCUUCUGUUUUCUGCUCCAGAGUCGAAAAGAACUGGCGUAACUAUUUUUAUAUAAAAGAGUGCAGAGAUUCUAAAAAAAACUUUCAGAGGUUUUAACAGAAAAUGAAUGAUACAAAAGUGAAAAAUGAUGGAUUCACUGUCAAUUUUGUUCGACAUUCGUGAGCUUUAGAUAUGCCAUUGGCAGAAAAAUAAAUUAUUCUAAAGCUGUCAGGUGAAAUGGCUGAUACGAUUGUGUGGAUUUAUUGCAAAGGAUUGUAUUUCUUCUGUGAAAAAAAAUAUUAACAAGAUGUUUCAUGACUCGUCUCGGUCUUGUGAAGCUGCAAUUUACGGAACACUUAAUAGCGUUAGUAACAUACUUAAUGAAAUGUAUACAGAAAAGCCCUAAUGAAAGGUAACUGAAAAAUGUACAUGUAAAAGAAAACUUAUCCGAUAUUUAUGUGAUUGCUAUUGAAAUGUUUAAAAAAAAAUAUGCAUUUUAUCCAAAAUAUUUUACAUUCCAUACAUUCGAAAACUGUACAUCUCUGUAAUAUAUGUUAUUUUUAAACUUAUUAUUUGGAAACAAUAUGCAUGUUAAUUGCUUUGACUAAUAUUUUGUCAAAUCAACGGCUUUAUCGACAUGCAAAAUUUUUGUGAGUACAUUAGCAUUGUAGAAACAAACACAUAAACGAUAUCAUUCAUCCCAUUUAUUCCACUACCUUUCAUUUUGUGUUAUAAAAAUCUUCAAAAAAAACUCCACUGUUAUCUUGUAUUAUUUA